UCGUCUUCACCAGUAAUUUCAUAGCAGAGUUUUUUCCUUCAGCUGAGAAAACUUGAAAAAAGGCAGAAAUGAGUCUCUCUGGAAAGGACAAGACCGUAGUGAAGGCUUUCUGGGACAAAGUGUCCCCUAAAACUGCUGAGAUAGGGGGCGAGGCCCUGGUCAGGAUGCUGACUGCAUACCCGCAAACCAAGACCUACUUUUCACACUGGUCUGAUCUGAGCCCUGAGUCUGCACAGGUGAAGAAGCAUGGGGCUACAAUCAUGGGAGCCAUUGCGGACGCUGUCUCAAAGAUCGAUGACUUGACUGGUGGUUUGUCCAAGCUCAGCGAGCUGCAUGCCUUCAAGCUCCGAGUGGACCCUGCCAACUUCAGGAUCCUCGCUCACAACAUCAUCCUGGUGCUGGCCAUGUACUACCCCAAUGAAUUCACCCCUGAGGUCCAUGUCUCCGUUGACAAGUUCCUGCAGAACUUGGCCCUGGCUCUGUCUGAGAAAUACCGCUAAGAUCCAGCCAUUCAGGAGGACCGACUGCACAAUAAACUGCAAGUCAUCCAAGAAAAAACUUAAACACCACCUUGGAACUUAAAAGGUUGGCUGAAUAAAUCAAAUAAAUAAUAAUGGUCCAUAAAAA
This is a messenger RNA of Girardinichthys multiradiatus, 627 nucleotides long. Its product is annotated as hemoglobin subunit alpha-A-like. Lineage: Eukaryota; Metazoa; Chordata; Actinopteri; Cyprinodontiformes; Goodeidae. Gene Ontology annotation, biological process: hydrogen peroxide catabolic process; oxygen transport. Gene Ontology annotation, cellular component: blood microparticle; hemoglobin complex; haptoglobin-hemoglobin complex. The record is from RefSeq and is a predicted model, not a curated record. Gene Ontology annotation, molecular function: oxygen binding; peroxidase activity; oxygen carrier activity. Bases 69 to 500 code for a protein of 143 amino acids. The transcript is spliced from 3 exons.